Messenger RNA from Acanthocheilonema viteae, 1629 nucleotides. NCBI's taxonomy places the organism in Eukaryota, Metazoa, Nematoda, Chromadorea, Rhabditida, Onchocercidae. The record is from the annotation of a GenBank genome assembly.
AUGUCGGAUAAUGAGCUGUUAUUGGAAUGGCCAGAAUUAAAGCGAGUUAUAGCGGAGGGCCGAUGCGAACUUAGUCUGACUUCUAUAUCAGCUGGAGACCGAAAUCCAGACAUCAACGAUGAACAGUUGCAAGGCGAAAUUUUUGCUUCAAAUACUCCACUCAACUACAUUGAACUUACUCGACUUGAGCUGAGCAUAUUGCACAUCUGUUUGAAGAAAGCAUCGAAACUGAAGAAGCUUAUAUUACAUAGUAAUGCUUUAGUAAAUAUUCCGGAGGAUAUUGGUGACUUAAAAGAAUUGCAAUUUCUCGAUUUAUCAACAAACAAACUUGAUCGGCUUCCAGCGGCAAUUGGUUCUUUGUCUCAUCUCUCAACGCUCUUACUUGCGCAUAACAAAAUUUCGUUGCUGCCCGAUAUGACAGGUCUUGUUUCCCUACAGCACCUCGAUGUGUCCCACAAUCAGUUAACCGAGUUUCCAACUUCGUUCCCCAAUCAGUCAAAGUUGCACACUUUGAUCCUUAAUUCGAAUUAUAUCAGGGAAUUGCCUGUCGAAGUGAAUUCACUUAACGACAAUUUGAAGACCGUGAAUUUGUCGGAUAACGAAAUCGUCGAUCUUCCAUUCUUAUUUUGCAACUGCAAAAAGAUAAAAACACUAGAACUCGCUAACAAUAAAUUUUCGGAUAAUCGCUUUAAAAAAUUAAUCGAGGAUCCAAGACACAAGACCUGGACUCUAAUAGAUUAUUUGAAAAAGAAAGCACCAAAACCAUCGAUAAAGAACAAUGAUGGAAAAGAACCAAAACCAAAUUCGGUUAAAAGUAACAUUGACAAAGAUGAGUAUGUAUCAAAUGUUCCAGUAAUUACAGUCACUUAUAGAAUGAAUAGUGAAUUAGUUGAAAGAAAGAAAGAAGCACUGGAAAUUCGUCCAUUUAUUGCCUGUUGUAUUUUGAAAGACUGCUCAUUAAAUGCGGAAAAAGUGAAACAGUUAUUGAAGAUUCAGAAUAAGUUGCAUUCAUCUGUUUGUGAAGAAAGAACUAUUGCAAGCAUUGGAACGCACGACUUCCGCAAGCUUCAACCUCCUCUGAUUUAUGGAGCUGCUCAUCCUGAUGCAUUAAUGAUAACACCAUUACAUCGACAAAAAAAAAUUUCUGGGAGAGAACUGUUGUUAAACUUGGCAAAUGAAGCGGAACUAAUUCGAAAAAAUGAAAGGCGAAAUGUAGUAUCAAAUACUUAUAAGUACAUGCAUCUUAUUCAAAAGCUACCGCUUUAUCCAUUUUUGAUGGAUGCAAAUGGCUUGAUUCUCAGUGUGCCGCCCGUAACGAAUUGCGAAGAGACAAAGCUUGAUGUGGAUACAAAAGAUAUAUUGGUAGAAAUAACAAGUACUAUAACAGAAGAUACUUGCGUAAGAAUAAUGGAUAAAUUCAUCGAAGAAGCUGUUAUGCAAGGAUGCCUGACAGAUUUAGUUAUUGAACAAGUUAAGAUCAAACAACAUAGCGGUGCACUGUUAGUAGCUUAUCCCAGUAAGAGAGAUCUUCGAAUAUCGAAAUGUGCUAUCAGACGGGGAUUGGUCACGGGUGAAAGUAAUACAUAUGAAAUAUCAAAAUUAGAAGGUCUUUCGGUUGUUGAAAUGUGA